AUGAAAGUGUUGUUCCUUCGUUGUGCUCUGCAACAUGCUCCAGUAGGAAGCCCGAUGAGAUGGCCUUGCCCAAUUAAAGGAUGCAAGUUCUCUGCUGCUGUUGUAUCACAACACGUCGUGCACCAUAUGAACACCCAUAUUCCGGAAAAACUUCGCCAUCUACCUCAUCAUACAUGUCUGAGAUGUGGAGUCUGUUUUGGAAGAGCUGGAGCUCUGCGAAUUCAUCAUAUCAUUCAUCACACUCGUCGGCAUCAUCCCAAAGCAUUGCAGUACUUUAUGCGCGAAAGAGUAGGAUAUGAUUAUGUGUGA
This is a messenger RNA of Cooperia oncophora, 309 nucleotides long. The record is from the annotation of a GenBank genome assembly. Lineage: Eukaryota; Metazoa; Nematoda; Chromadorea; Rhabditida; Trichostrongylidae.